CAUAAAUGCAUUAAUUUGACAAGUUUAUCCCAUUGGCCCUCACUAAAAAUGGCCGGCAUUGUCUCGUAAGCCCCGCCCAUCUGCUGGAACGCCCACAGCUAGACGUGACUUCCUGUUUCGCGUACGAGGUUAGAACGUUGGAAUGUGCCCAGCGCGCUGCCGUAGCCCCUGCGAAACCAUUCUGUAGAGCCCGUUCCAGUUCUCGCUGGAGGAAGAGAAAGAAGAGAAUCGGGUUACAAGAUGGCGGGCGUCUGAUGUACGAGUUGAGCGGAGGAGGAGGCUGGGGGAGACCGUAAUAAGAAGCGGGGCAGACAGCGCGCCCGAGCCCAGCAGCCCCAGCUCUUUCCACCACAGAGGUCCGACCCCGUGUAAUCCGCCCAGCAUGGUCCGUGGCGGGGGCUGCUCGUGAAGCUGGCAGGGGACAGAGCAGCUGAGGGGAGCAGCGGCGGGGGAGAAGGGGAAGAGCGGGAGCAGCUAUCGGGGGAGUCCGGGGAGUGCGACGGCAUCAUGUCGGACACCAGGCGGCGGGUGAAGGUCUACACCCUGAACGAGGACCGCCAAUGGGACGACAGGGGUACCGGGCAUGUGUCCUCCACCUACGUGGAGAGGCUGAAGGGGAUGUCCCUCCUGGUCAGGGCCGAAUCCGACGGUGAGUAUGGGGGACCGGGGAGAGCACAACCGGUUACUGCCGGCAUAGAGGGAGUGGGUGUGCACAAAAAAAUUGUGUACAUAAAUUACACAUUAAUGUGUGUGUGUACAUAAAUUGGUGUGUGUGUGUACAUAAAUUGGUGUGUGUGUGUACAUAAAUUGGUGUGUGUGUGUACAUAAAUUGGUGUGUGUGUGUACAUAAAUUGGUGUGUGUGUGUACAUAAAUUGGUGUGUGUGUGUGUACAUAAAUUGGUGUGUGUGUACAUAAAUUGGUGUGUGUGUGUACAUAAAUUGGUGUGUGUGUGUGUACAUUGGUGUGUGUGUGUACAUAAAUUGGUGUGUGUGUGUGUACAUAAAUUACUCUGUGUGUGUGUACAUAAAUUACUCUGUGUGUGUGUACAUAAAUUACACUGUGUGUGUGUACAUAAAUUACUCUGUGUGUGUGUACAUAAAUUACUGUGUGUGUGUGUACAUAAAUUGUGUGUGUGUGUGUACAUAAAUUACUGUGUGGAGUGUGUGUACAUAAAUUACAGUGUGUGUGGAGUGUGUGUACAUAAAUUACAGUGUGUGUGGUGUGUGUGUGUGUGUACAUAAAUUACUGUGUGUGUGUGUACAUAAAUUACGGUGUGUGUGUACAUAAAUUACUGUGUGUGUGUGUACAUAAAUUACUGUGUGUGUACAUAAAUUACACAUUACUGUGUGUAGUGUGUGUGUGCAUAAAUUACUGUGUGUAGUGUGUGUGUGCAUAAAUUACUGUGUAGUGUGUGUGUGUACAUAAAUUACUGUGUGUGUACAUAAAUUACUGUGUGUGUACAUAAAUUACUGUGUGUGUGUGUACAUAAAUUACUGUGUGUGUGUACAUAAAUUACUGUGUGUGUGUACAUAAGAAUUACUGUGUGUGUACAUAAAUUACUGUGUGUGUGUACAUAAAUUACUGUGUGUGUGUACAUAAAUUACUGUGUGUGUGUACAUAGAAUUACUGUGUGUGUGUACAUAAGAAUUACUGUGUGUGUGUACAUAAAUUACUGUGUGUGUGUACAUAAAUUACUGUGUGUGUGUACAUAAAUUACUGUGUGUGUGUACAUAAAUUACUGUGUGUGUGUACAUAAAUUACUGUGUGUGUGUACAUAAAUUACUGUGUGUGUGUACAUAAAUUACUGUGUGUGUGUACAUAAAUUACUGUGUGUGUGUACAUAAAUUACUGUGUGUGUACAUAAAUUACUGUGUGUGUGUACAUAAAUUACUGUGUGUGUGUACAUAAAUUACUGUGUGUGUGUACAUAAAUUGCUGUGUGUGUGUGUACAUAAAUUGCUGUGUGUGUGUGUACAUAAAUUGCUGUGUGUAGUGUGUGUGUACAUAAAUUGCUGUGUGUAGUGUGUGUUUACAUAAAUUGCUGUGUGUAGUGUGUGUUUACAUAAAUUGCUGUGUGUAGUGUGUGUGUACAUAAAUUAGUGUGUGUGUGUGUACAUAAAUUAGUGUGUGUGUGUACAUAAAUUAGUGUGUGUGUGUACAUAAAUUAGUGUGUGUGUGUACAUAAAUUAGUGUGUGUGUGUACAUAAAUUGCUGUGUGUAGUGUGUGUGUACAUAAAUUAGUGUGUGUGUGUACAUAAAUUAGUGUGUGUGUGUACAUAAAUUAGUGUGUGUGUACAUAAAUUAGUGUGUGUGUGUGUGUGUACAUAAAUUAGUGUGUGUGUGUACAUAAAUUACUGUGUGUGUGGUGUGUGUACAUAAAUUACUGUGUAGUGUGUGUGUGUACAUAAAUUACUGUGUAGUGUGUGUGUGUACAUAAAUUACUGUGUAGUGUGUGUGUGUACAUAAAUUACUGUGUGUAGUGUGUGUGUGUGUGUGUGUGUGUGUACAUAAAUUACUGUGUGGAGUGUGUGUGUGUACAUAAAUUACUGUGUGGAGUGUGUGUGUGUAUAAAUUACUGUGUGGAGUGUGUGUGUGUAUAAAUUACUGUGUGGAGUGUGUGUGUGUAUAAAUUACUGUGUGGAGUGUGUGUGUGUAUAAAUUACUGUGUGGAGUGUGUGUGUGUAUAAAUUACUGUGUGGAGUGUGUGUGUGUAUAAAUUACUGUGUGGAGUGUGUGUGUGUAUAAAUUACUGUGUGGAGUGUGUGUGUGUAUAAAUUACUGUGUGGAGUGUGUGUGUGUAUAAAUUACUGUGUGGAGUGUGUGUGUGUAUAAAUUACUGUGUGGAGUGUGUGUGUGUAUAAAUUACUGUGUGGAGUGUGUGUGUGUAUAAAUUACUGUGUGGAGUGUGUGUGUGUGUACAUAAAUUACUGUGUGGAGUGUGUGUGUGUGUACAUAAAUUACUGUGUGGAGUGUGUGUGUGUACAUAAAUUACUGUGUGGAGUGUGUGUGUGUGUACAUUACUGUGUGGAGUGUGUGUGUGUACAGAAAUUACUGUGUGGAGUGUGUGUGUGUACAUUACUGUCUGUGUGUACAUAAUUUACUGUGUGUGUAGUGUGUGUAAAUUACUGUGUGUGUAGUGUGUGUGUGUGGUGCAUGUGCAAUGCUUGUACAUAUAGCUACAUCCAGUGCAGGUAUGACCAGAGUGUUCAUUACACACAAUUUUUUUAUUUAAAUUUUUUUUUUUUCUGCUCUCACUUCUUGAUAAAUGUAUUGUAUUGUAACUCUGUGCCUUCACCAUUUAUAACUAAACAUUUAAAUUAAGAUGGACAAAGGCUGCUGCACCUUUUGGGAAGCUUAGUCUACAUUACAGUGGUGGCCAACAGAUAGGUCCUCUAUUUGUGGCGAAAGUACAAUUGCCAUGUUGCUUUAAGAGUCUGACCAAGCAUUGUGAGAUUUGUGCAACGGCUGGUGAUAUCUGCUUCCUGGCAGCUCUAUGUCUACAAUAAUUGGGUUGCCUGAGGUCAUCCACCUUUUGGUUUUAUUGUUACAUCUCCACGUGUAUUUUCACUGAGUGUUGUUUGACCUGGGGUAUAUGAACAUGUCUCCAUUUGUGUAUAUAUAAAAGUAAAAAUGGGUAUUGUCAAAAUGUGCAGUUUUAGUAGUACUCAUUAUUUGAGGCUGAUGGACUUUCAUACAUUUAUAGUGGUAUUGAAUUCAGUUAUUUGAAAUACACAUCUAGGGAAAUUGCAGCAAAGAAACUGUAUAUGUAAGUGACAAAGAUCAACAUGUUUAUCUGACAUUUUAUUGCAUUAUUUUUAACCUACUAUUUAGAGCUUUGAUGUUGGAUGUAUUAGAGCCCUGCAAACCUUUAAAAUCAAAUUGAAUUCACAAUUAUCUGUGCAUGUCAUCAGUGGCAUCUGUCAUGAUAAUAAAAACAAAACCUCAGAAACCAUUUUAUGCUUGCCAUCCCUGGUGCUUCUUGCUGGAUCCCAGAUGUUAAAACUUUUCCUGAUUAGAGGUUUUUAUUCAUGGCUGGAUCUAACCAAUCAGGAUAGUCCUUCCAAAUAAUCAUAGAUUAAAUGUUAGAGUUAAUGGGCCACUCCAGACAGGUUAUCGUCAACUGAGUUUGUGUAUGGGUGUUUAGUAGUAAUGGUACGGUACUAAUGCAAGCUCCUAGCAUAGGAUGCCUUUAAAAAAAAAAAAAAUGUACAUUUUUUUUUUAAUGAAUGCUUUGAUAUUUAUUUUUUAAAUCUGUGCUCAAACAUUCUAUCCAAUAUUUGAAAUUUGCAGGAUGCAAUGGCAGAGCAAAUCUGGAACUUUGUGUCAUAAACUUUCACUGUUGAAGCCCUAUGUUGUCCGGCUUGAAAUUCCAGUAUUGUUCUAUAAAGUAAACAUAAUGUAACAUAACUUUGGUACAGUUCUUUUUACAAAGCUUGCAAUUUUCUACAUGUAUCUGCAAAGCAUAAACAUUUUUAUUAAUUCAACAUGAAAUUUAGUUUAAUGCCCAUUUGGGUAAAUGAGAAGUUUAAAAUAUAUAUUUUCCUUGUUGGUGAACUUUGUUUAGAAAUUUUUAAUGUGUCUUGUACUAAAGCUUUACAGAUUUUAAUUUUUUUUUUCUCUCUUCAGGCUCCCUGCUUUUAGAAUCCAAGAUAAAUCCGAACACGGCGUAUCAGAAGCAGCAGGUAUGUAUUAGCAAUUUUUAAAUACGAAUGCUAGGUUUGUCACAGGCUAAAGCAGUUUAAAGCGAACUUAAUUAUUAUUUUUAUUCUAUACCUAUAACCAAAAUCUAUUCUUUGCUGCCCAAUUCUGGCAAAAUAUUGCUUUUAAAUUUAGCAUUAUUCUCUUCCCUUGCGCUGAAAGAAUUAAGGUCAUGUUAAUUCUCCUUUAAAAUUCCCAAGUGUACAAAUAUUUUAACCACAUGCAUUAAAAAGGUAAACGGUUAAAUGAACACUCCAACCAGUAUGUCGUUAUUAUGCACAGAGAACCUGGUGCCCCUUAUUUGUUAAUGGUUUAACAUCUGGGUGCUGGUCCCUGCCUACUGUGGCUUCUUGUAGAAGUGGAAGCUCCUGCAUGUAAUCUCCAUUAGCUCUCAUUAAUCAAGCCCUGCACUGUCAGACUUGACUCAGAUCUGCACGUUUCUGGCUGCAGUUGAGGGAGGGACUGGUGCCUUGCAGACCCCUGGUAAGUAGUCAAGCUGUUUUAACAGUUUGACAUACUUGGAUUGGGGGGGAUGUGGCCACGCCACUCAAAGGACCACAGCCACUGCAGCAUGCUCUAAUAAUUAUGGUGCUUUGUGUGUUGCUUUAAAUUGUCUUGUUCAUAUUUAUUUUAUUAAGUCAUUUUUCUCAAGUCAUAGAAAACAAGGGUAGGGUCGCACUCAGUCACAACAGUUCAACACAGGGUGCUACUGAGCAUGGGUCAGCAAAAAACCCAAAGGAAUAUGUACAAAUAGAAAAAUCCCAGGCACUCACUGCGAUUGUUUCUAGGCAGAUUUAUUGCAACGUUUCGAGCUGUAAAGAAAACGUUUGCUAAAGACCUUAACAGGUCGAAACGUUGCAAUAAAUCUGCCUAGGAUUUUUUCUAUUUGUACAUUUUUCUCAAGUCAGUGAUGGGAAAAAAAGUGCUGUCCAUCAUAAUAAAUAUACAUCUCUGUUUAGUAUUACUACUUGUCCUUUCUGUGCUUUGUGUUAACCAAACUGCCAAGCUUUCCAAAUUAUUUCAGUAGUUGCAUAGAUCUACUUAACAUACUAGUGCAAGUUAAAAGUAUAUAUCUGGUUGCUGCAAAAGCACCCCACUCCAUUUGAUGCGCACCUUAUCUGUUAUUUGUUGUUGGGGCAUGCAGUUGCAACAGCUUACAUCUGAUGAUAAAAAUUAAAUUUUGUUCUAUAAAAUUACAACAUGUAUUAUAUAAAUGCGUGCGUGUUUCAUACCUAUACACAACUACAUAUUUACUAUCUUUUGAUUUUCAUAAAGUUUUAUUUUUGUAACAAUUUUAACUAGUUCACUUAGCAGUAUAAGUAAAACAAGUUUUCUCUUAUCAUACCAUGUUUAUAAAUAAUUUAUCGCUCAGUGAAAACAUAACCCCAUUUUCCACAUUAGCUUGAGCCGCAAUGUGUGGUAAUUAUUGGAAGGACCACAGGUAAGUUGUCAAACUCUUUUUAAACAGUUUGGCUUUUUGCUCUUUGGCACUCCUGGUACCAUAGUUACUAUAGCAUGCUCUAGUGGUUAUGGUUCUUGGUGUGUUUCUUUAAUGUGGCCCAAAAAAAGUUUUGAGAGUUUUGUUUUUAAAUGUUUUUUUGUCUUUAAAUGGGAAUAUCAUUAAAGUAAAUUGAGAGCAAAAUUAGUAUUUUUUGCCUACCCAUAGAACUAUGAUGACGAGUAUGUUUGUGUAUUCAUGAAUUAAGUCAGAAAUGAUUAUAUUUAUAUAUAAUAUAUAUUAUUCAUUUUUAUAUUCAGGAUACCUUGAUUGUUUGGUCUGAGGCAGAAAACUACGACUUGGCUCUUAGUUUUCAGGAAAAGGCUGGUUGCGAUGAAAUCUGGGAAAAAAUUUGCCAGGUAAAGUACUUUAAAUAUUUUACUUUUAUACAUUUUUAAUGGCCAUUUUAAAUAAAUCAUGAACUUUUACUAUCACUGCCCUUUUUUUGUUUUCUAUUGUAAUAGUUAUCAUCUACAUAAUGUUCUAUGAUAGGUACUCCUGAGAAGCUUUACUAUACAGUUUUAAAGCCUGAUAAAUAUUCUUUGUGUGUUAGUUCAGGGUGAGAAAAGUUGCCCUUUUAACUUGUUUUUCCUGUGGGCUUGCUGGGUCAACCCGCAUAAAUACCGUAAUUGAAACCAAUGUUGCAAUUUCCAUACAAAAGUGCUUGGGAAUGUGUAAAUAAUAGAGUAUUUAAACAGUUUACUAGUUUACUGUACACAUGUAUUUUGAAUAAAAGAUAGAUAUAUAUUAUAUAGAUAUAUAGAGAUAGAUAUAAUAGGAAUUGAUCACUAAACAAAAUGAUGGAAUCAAAAUAUAGGGCUUGGCAAAUUUAAUCGAGUGAUUUCAUUUUAUUGGUGUGUUCAUGCCCAUGUGCCAAAGUUGUCUUGACAGGAAGGAAGAUUGUCAUCACUGACAGGCUCCUGGGGUAGAAAGGGAGGGGGGAUUUUAUAUAUAAUUAGAUGUUUUCGUUUGUGUGGCCACCUGGCAUGUAAAGAGCUAAGGGAACACGCCAAACGUUAAUGCUGAAUACUGGUUCCUUUAACACUGACAUUGUUAGGGCUGUUUCAUCCUACCUGGAUGAUUGGCUGCUCCAGUCCUUUCCGCCAUUCACCACUGUUCAGGUUAGAUUAAAUUUACAUGGAUAAUGCAGCAAUAACACUUCUGCAUUAUCAUUGCGGCCUAGAUGGAGCAGAGGCCUUGAGGAACUAAGGAAUUUUAUAUUACUACAGUGGUUUGCUGACAGUCCCAAAAAGUCUCUGAAAUUUUUUUUAUUUUUUUUUAAUAAAUUACUCAGUGCCAUUUGAAGUCCUAAAAUACUAGCCAAACCCAGAACUUACUUGGCACACUAAUCUCUGCUUAAUUUCUAUUUUCUUUUUUAUUUUAUUUUUAGCUAGUGUACAAGAUUGAAUACCAGCAGAGUUUUGCUGUAAUUUGCUUAAACUAAUUUUUUUGAGGUUUUUUUUUAAAGGCAAGUUAUUUCUGAAGAGGGUAAUGCAUUUGUUAAAUGGACACUCCCAUCACCUUAACAACUCCUGUUCCCUAGAUAUUUUAUGGUGCAAGGACAUUUCAUGUCUUGCUGCAUAAAAUGUAUUCUAACUGCAGCAAUUUGAAGGGGAAAAAAACACACCUGUAAACCUGGCAUUUCUGUAGUAGAUGUUAUUGUGAGGAUGUUUCAUCCACUUUUGCCAUCUAUAUGUUUGAUAUCUAUUUUUGCUGCUGUUAAGACGUGGUGUAUAAAAUCCAGUCUGCGGUUUAUUUUUAUAUUGAUAAAGUAGUCGGCCAUUGAAUUUCUCAACUGUAAAAGAUAAAGAUGCUAUUACAUUAGUAACCUUUCCUCAUUCUCCUUUAGGUUCAAGGGAAGGAUCCAUCUGUAGAAGUCACACAAGAUCCCAUUGAUGAGUCUGAGGAAGAGCGCUUUGAGGAGAUGCCAGAAACCAGUAACUUGAUCGAUCUUCCUACUUGUGAACUAAGCAAACUUGAAGAGAUUGCUGACCUUGUUACCUCUGUUCUUUCAUCACCUAUUCGAAGAGAAAAGCUGGCAUUAGCUUUGGAAAAUGAGGGCUACAUUAAAAAAAUGCUUCAACUCUUCCAAACUUGUGAGAACUUGGAUAAUACCGAAGGCUUACAUCAUUUAUACGAGAUUAUACGAGGAAUAUUAUUUCUCAAUAAAGCAACUCUGUUUGAGGUGAUGUUCUCAGAUGAGUGUAUUAUGGAUGUUGUGGGAUGCCUAGAGUAUGACCCUGCCUUGGCCCAGCCGAAACGACACCGGGAAUUCUUAACCAAAACAGCAAAGUUUAAGGAAGUAAUUCCGAUCACAGACUCCGAACUUAGGCAAAAGAUACACCAAACGUACAGGGUACAGUACAUACAGGAUGUCAUCUUGCCCACACCCUCGGUCUUUGAAGAAAAUUUUCUUUCUACACUCACUUCUUUCAUUUUUUUCAACAAAGUGGAGAUUGUCAGCAUGUUGCAGGUAAUGUAUGCAACCUAUAUAUUUGAAUGUUCUGGAUUUAGAAUGUAUAGGUUUCAAACUUGUCUGUCAUAUGAUCUAUACUUCUUGAACAAGGAGGUCCUUAUCCCAGUCUCUCUGUACAUAGUCACUGCUAGACCGCCUAUCAUUCAGGUUUCACAGAAGAAACUAAGCUUUAAUUUUCUCAUACCUGUAUUAUCUUGGGUUGGUUUCAGUUAGUCUAUUUUGAAAAACCCAGCUUUAGCAAGUUGGUGGAUCAUCAUGACAAAAUCUUGACCCCUUCUCCAUGUUGCCAUGGUGACUUGGAGCUUUAGAUUUGUCCAGCUAUUCACUAAAAGAUAAUUCACCAGAGUCUUUGGUCUGGCUUUUUUCUUCCCCUUAAAAAUAUUUACUUUUGCUCAUAAUCCUUUUAUUUGUAAACAUAUGAAGGUGAGUUUUCAAGUCAAUUAACUCUUUCCCGAUGAUAGGGCGUGCUAUUCUGUCCUACAAAAAGAGGACUUAAAUGCCGCUAUGGUGGCACAGCACGCCCUAAUGAUCAGGCAUGCUUUUUUUACCUUAGUUGCUGAUCACAAUAGGUGGACCUACCUGACAACCCAGGUACUCCCCCUGCAGCCGAUCGAUCAUAUGAUCGGCUGGCUUGGCUACAUGAGGACUGCCUGGGUUACCACACAGGGCCCCCGAUAUACAAGAAUUAAAAUUAUAUUAAAAGUGUAUUUUGAGAUUUUUCUAUAUAGUUCUAUAUUGCACUAAAAAAAAAAAAAGUAUAUAUAAAAAAGAAAUGUACUACAUUUUAUUUUUUUUAAAUUGAACUUCCAGAAUUUUGAAAUAUCAAGCUUUUGGGUGAUCUUUAUCAGAAAUGCUUCAGACUUGACAAAGGGAGGAUCUUCCAAAAGCUUGUCAUUCCACAAUUCUGUUAGCCCAAUAAAAAAGGUAUUACGAGAUAUAAAUUUAAUCUAUUAUACACCAGCUUCACUGGACUUAAAUGCCAACAAUCUCUCACUAUAAAUCAUAACAACCCAGCAGUAAUACCAGAGAAUUUAAUUUGCAGGCCCCUAUAUCUAAUGAUGUAACUUUAAAAAACCCCAUAAAACCUGCACAUUGCGGGCAUUGUUGCACGUCAUAGCAUACAACUGUUUAUUUUAUUGCUGUAAAAGCUAUAACAAUAUUGACAUUCACUGUUAAAAUGCCGUACAGAACUUGGAAAAUAUUUACAUUUCUUAAUUUUGUACACUCUAUUAGAUUUUAUUCAUAUUAAGUUAUGUUUCAUAUAUAAAUAUUUGAUGUUAAAUUAAAGCUUUUUUUUAUUUACCUGAACAAAAUUCUAGGUUUUGUUUUUGGUUCAGAACUUGGACAAUUGCCUCUGUUAUUAAUGGGUUAAUUGUAUGUGUGUGUGUGUAUUAGACAUGCAAGAAAACAUGCUAUAUGCAAUUCUCUUGAUAACGCAUGUUUACCACAAUCACUGUGCCAUCAUGGAAAAUGAAGUUCUGUUAUCUGCUAAUUAUGCAAUCAAUGAUUUCUCAUUGUAAUGUGUAAUUCUCCUUCUACGACAUCUGGCCGCUCUUGUUGUAUACACUCUGUGCCUGCAUGUCUUCUUUUAAGUUUGCAAACUUAUUCCAGCUUGUUUCCUGUUUGAGUGGGAAGCGUUUCUCUGUUGAAUCAGAUUUUACAAAAAUGUUAUACAUGGUUCUAUGAGUAACUAUUUCUGUAGAUGAAGAUCUGGUACAUUGGCUGUUCAAUUCUUCUGUUAUUUUGAAUCAUUCAGAACAAGUUUACAGUUUAUAAAACUAAUAUGUCAAGAACUUUAAAGCAGCACUAUCACUCUGCAGAUUGUUUUUCAAUAAUCCUUUUUUUUUUGUCCUGUUUCUCCUUAUCAGGCUUUUAUUUGUUUUUCAAUUCACCUUAGUUUUUUUUUUAGUUAUGCAUAACAAAAAGUGUGGACUACCUUCUCUUAUGGGGUUCGUGAUCUUUGACAAUUUGGGGGGAAUAGAUUAAGCUUUAAGGACAACUGUUACCUCAAUAUUUUAAUAUAAUCCUUUCGCAAAGUUUUGAAAGGUUUUUUUUUUUUAAAUUUUUUUUUUAUGACUUCUUUGUAAAACCAUAAGAAACACAUAUCCUUGCCUUUAGUAUAUGAGAGGAUCCUUCAGCUAUGUAUAACAUGCACGUUGGAUCAGACUGCUUGAAACCUGAUAGUCUUUGUGAUCUUUCCUGCUUCACUUCCUGCAAGAAGGGCAAAUUGCACAUAUUACAGAGGAGAACAAAAUGGCAGUGCCCAAGUAUUGAGAUCUGGUGCAAGGAAGAAAAUAUAAUAAAUUUAAACAGAGCCAGGUAAGAAGAUAGGGACUAUAAUUCAUAUAUCGGCAUCAGUUAUCUGCAAUCGCCCCGAAAGGUGACCAAUAGUCGGUAUGGCAUUAGCUCUGGAAAAAUAUUAGUCGAUCCCUACAUCCUAGUAUAUUUCCAUGUGCUGUGGUGGCUUUGGGUGGAAAGCAGAAGUAUCUCCUUGAAAGGUCCUUCUGCUCUCCCGGUCAAUAAAUUCUUCAGCAUAUAAUCUGUACAGAAUAAUUGACAGAUGGGAGAAAAACCUACUUUUAGAUAGUCUAUACAUUUACGAUCAAAACUGCUAUAGAGAUAUAUAGAUAUAUUUAUAUUUAUAUAUUUUUUUUCAUGCUCUGUCAAAGGGAAAUGAGUGAUUUUGUAGGGUGACCAGUCCCCCUUAAAUUUGGCUUUCAGAACAGCUGUUACACUUGCUUCAAAUGAUGCAGAGAUAUUUGUCAAAAUUCCUACUAAACUGACAUACAUUAUGGAAUACUACAAAGAUUGUUUGGACUGUAUACAUUUUUGUUGGGCAUGUUGGUGGAAGAUUAAGUAAUCUUCACCAAAAUUGAGUUGAUAUCCACGAUAUCUUUAUUGUAUAUGUAUAUGAUGUCCUUGACAUCUACAAACAUUGUGGAUGACAGAUCUACUUUAAACAUGUAUCAGAUACUUCACAAAGAUAAAUUGUCAUGCUGUAAUUGUCUUGAUUUAAUUGAGUGAAAUAGCCUUUUAAACAGCAGUUUUCUUCUAUCUUAGAAUACUGUGCAGAGGAUGAUGCAUUUAAAAAAAAUAAAAAUGUAUUUAGCGGUCUCAUAGGUAGGUAACUAACAUUAAAUAAAUCAUAAAGGCACACAAACCACUUCAUCUCAAUGAAGUAGUCUGGGUGCAGUGCCCCAGUCUGUUAAAUCCUGUUUACAUUGUAGCUUUAAAGGAACACUAUAAUGUCAGGAACACAAACAUGAGUUCCUGACACUAUAAUGGUAAAAUAACGGUUUAGGUCCCUGCCCCCCUCCUUGCGGUAAAAAGGUGAUUUUACUCGCCUUUUGACCCACACAGUGCUGGUAUUGCCAAGGCUGGCCUUGCUUUCGCCUUAGUGGCUGAGAUCUCCGCCAAUGCAAUGGUUUCCCAAUGGUUUUGCACAAUCCUAGAUAUUAAUUGAAUCAAUGCAUCUUUAUGGGGAUAGUUCAGCGCCUCCAUGUAGACUGCAGUACUGAGAUUGGAAGCACCUCUAGUGGCCUUUUGAGUGACUGUUGCUAGAGGUGUUCUCUGAAGAGGCAGCAUUUAGAUUGAAAAGCCUGCAAGGACAAGCUGUAGACACCAGAAGCACAACAUUAAGUUGUAGGAGUUCUGGUGCCUAUAGUGUCCCUUUAACUCCAAAAUGGGAGAGAACUGAGCAGUGAGACUUCUGAGGUAUGAUUUCUACACUAGACCUGCAUGAUUAAAGGGAAACUAUAGUGCCAGGAAAACAAACUCUGUCAGCCAUUCAUAACCCCUUCUGUCACUUACCUGGCUCGGCUCUGGCCACGCUCCUCCUCCACCAAAGUCAGCCGUGGGGGAGGCCUAAUGCACAUGCAUGUCAAUGGCCGCGCUCGCAUUAGGAUUUACCCAUAGGAAAGCAUUCAGUGCUUUCCUAUAAGGAUUCUGGUAUACAGACACUAGAGGAGUUAACCGUAGCAGGUAAUUAUUGCACUUUAUUAAAAACCGCAUUAAUUGCAUGCUCUGGGUCAAGGGUGAUGGGACAUUGCAACAAGACCACUUCAAUGAGCUGAAGUGGUUAGGGUGCCUACACUGUCCCUUUAAGCAAAAGUUGUUUUGGUGACUUUAGUGUCCAUUUAAAUAAGAUUUGCAAAUUUAAAUUAUAGACCCAGGAAAGCAAUCAAUUCAUAGUUGACAUAGUCUGUAUAUUCUACGUGUCUGAGUCACCAAUGCUUAGCUAAUGUUCACACAGAUGCAACAAGCUAUGUGACUAACAAUUGGCAUGUAAAAUGGGAGUUCUUAGAAAAGAAACUAGCAGAAUUAUGCCAAUAUCACAAUGUUUGUGUAUGGCAUUACCAAUUGCUUAUGACAGGAAGUCAUUGCUUCUAAAGAUUGCAUUUUGGUAAUAUUACAUUUUAUAUUCUUAAUAUUUUAACCACAAGACCUCAAAAUAGCUCCUAAAUUAAAAAUAUAAUGCCAUUCAAUUUGCUUAAACAUUUGUAAAUGCGUGAAUGCGUCUAUAUUUGCCAACUGAUCCAACCAUGUUUCAACCUAAUUAAGUGUGUGUGUGUGUGUGUGUGUGUGUGUAACUUAUAUAAGACUGAGCUUCUAGCCUAAUACAACCACCACAUUGAUUAGUAGACAAAAUCCUUUACUGCAAUCUAAUAGAUUUGGGAGUUCAGCCACUGUGGCCUGAAAGUGUUUGUUUGAAUUAUGGAAAAACUGAAUAGUCCAUGCUCAUUGCUGGUUGACUUCAUUGUAAUUUUAAAGCAAGUCAAAUGACUGGACCCACACGGACCAUACAACAGAAUUUUUAGAUGGUGAUGGCCUAUGUCUGUAAUCUUCAAACAUACAGCCAGGUAGCUUAAAGGGACACUCCAGGGCUCCCAGACCACUUCUGCUCAUUGUAGUGGUCUGGGUGCCAACUCCCACCACUCUUAACCCUGCAGGUGUAAUUUAUUGCAGUUUUUAUAAACUGCAAUAAUUACCUUGCAGGGUUAAGUCCUCCUCUAGUGGCUGUUUAUCAGACUAAACUGCAAUAAUUACCUUACAGAAUUAAGUCCUCCUCUAGUGGCUUUCUGUCAGACAACCGCUAGAGGGACAUCCGUGUUCUUAGAACACAAAAAGUGUUUUAAACAGCACUGGACAUCCUCACGCUAUGCAUGAGGACCAUGCGCAUUAGGUCUCCCCCGCCGGCUGACGUCGGGGGAGGAGCGUGGGCGGAGCCUGACCCAGCACCAAGGGACAUCGGUGCUGAAUUCAGGUAAGUCACUAAAGAGGUUUUAACCCCUUCAACAACAUGGGAUGUGGUGUGGGAAGGAGAGGGUAUGUUUUCCUGGCACUGGAGAGUCCCUUGAAGGCCUUUUUUCAAACGGAAGAAGUAAAGUGAGCAGCAGGCUUGAUAAAAUUUCCAGUUUCACAUGAUAUUCUAACAUGUUCUGCUUCACAUUUUCCAAAAACAUACCUAGUAUAAGUGAAACAGAUACAUAUGCUGUACCACUUUAUUAAAAAUUAAGGCACAACUUUGUUUUGCACAAGGUUAGUGCAGAAUAUUUAACUUAAUAUCUCUAAAACCCACAAAGAGGCUGAGAUAUUUAUUUACUUGGCUUCGCUACCAUUCUGUUUGUCUAGAAUUUUGUAAAUGACUUUGAUCACUAUACUCAUCCUGUUGUGACUUGCCUUUAUAUUUUAUUUUUCCCACAUGCCGGGUGUUAGAACAUGGGCGCUUCCCUUUUGUUCUCCUUUGUCCAUGAUGGCUGCAGUUUGCCAUUCUGUGGGAUUCUUUUAACUGGUGGAUAUUGUGUAGCUUGGCCCUGCAAUUGAAAUUGAACUUUGAUUGAAGGAACAUGAUCAUCCCAGAUCACUUCAUCUCAAUGAAGUGGUUUGCAGUGGUCCUUUCACUUUAUAAACUGAGACAAAGUAAGGACAAAGACAAACUUCAAAGAGACAGUUUUACAUUUGUCAGAGAACUUGCUUCCUGUGGAUUUCAGGCUGACAGCCUCUAGAGACAUUUUCUCAUGAAGACUUUUGAUAAAGUUUUUCAUGUUUAAAGCACAACAUGACACCAGAUGCAUGCAAUGCUUCUCAAAGAGAAGCACUGGAUUAGUGACUUCUCUUUGGGAAGCUUUGGAUUGGACCCAUGUCUUUUGUCAUGUUCAGAGAAGAUAGACAGCAGCUGUAUUAUUUGGAAAUUUAAAGGCUUUUUGUAUUUUUCUGAUUUUAAGAUGGGGGAGAAGGUUAAAAAAAAAAAUUAAAGGGUUCAAUCUCAAGUCAUUGUAUAUAGAGGUUUCUGAUUCAGGUUUCUAAAUAACUUUAAUAUUCUGAUUUUUUAUUUAGGAAGAUGAAAAGUUUUUGUCUGAGGUCUUUGCACAGUUAACAGACGAUGCUACAGAUGAUGACAAAAGACGUGAACUGGUGAGUUUUGUGUAGUUUUCUAGUCACUUUUGACUCUUGACUUGGAAAAUGCUUAGGUUAAUAGUGAUUAAUGUGUGUAAAGAGAUCUAGCAUAUAAGGAAAGCCCUGCAAUUUCUACUAUAACCAUUCGGUUCCAAUUUACCAUUUUCUCAUUAAGUACGUUAUAGACUUUUUUUUUUUUUUGGUUUUGUUUUUCUUCUUAAAUAACCAAAUUGACAUGAAUUAUGCUUCUUUAUUUAUAAAAUGUUCAUUUUAGUUUCAUGGUAAGAUGGUGGAGUAGGGGCAGGAAAAACGAAGUUUAAAUGAUGCUAAACAUCUACAAAUCUUCCUUUGUUUGCGAUCCAGUUCCAAUGUAUGCAUUAAGAGAGUGAGACAUAUCCCGAACCAACAUUAAAAUGUUUAAAACUUUUCACUUUAGCCUCAUAUUAAAGUAGGAUGUAUAGCAUUGUAUUACAGAUUACGUAAAACUGUUGAGUUGGUACUGCUAAAAUACUCACUUUUUUUUUUUUUUUUUUUUUUUGCAGGUGAAUUUUUUCAAGGAGUUUUGUGCAUUUUCUCAGACUUUGCAGCCUCAAAACAGAGAUGCAUUUUUUAAAACAUUGGCAAACUUAGGAAUUCUUCCUGCCCUUGAAAUAGUCAUGGUAAAGCUUUUUAUUUUCGACUCUUAAUUUUGAUCCACUAUCUGUAUAUAUUUUAAUGAAAAAUCAUAAUAUGAAAAUGUAGUGAUUGAGCCCUAACAUGUUCUUAACUCUUUAACGCUAUGACAUGCCUGCAUGACCAGUGCAAUUGCAUAAACCUGUGUAGACAUUUCGUGUUUCCUUUUUACUCCCAGAAGGAAAAGGACUAUUUGUAAAUUUUACAGCGUAUAAUAAAAUCAGCGCUCUUAUGUAAAAUGUGAGUUCUGUGCUGUACUCCAAAACAUUAUCAGAAACACAGCAUUCGAAGUUUAUUGUGAAAUUCUAACAAUCAAUUUUACACAGUUGUAGCUUUCUUCCUUGUAUAUAUUCUUUACUCUUAUGUAUUUCUUGUAUUUUUUUUUCUUCUUUACAGGGUAUGGAUGACUUGCAAGUAAGGGCAGCUGCUACAGAUAUAUUUUCUUAUCUGGUAGAAUUUAGUCCAUCCAUGGUUCGCGAGUUUGUAAUGCAAGAAGCCCAGCAGAGUGAUGAUGUAAGUAAAACUACAUUGUUAAUAUGUAAAAUUGUGUGUGUGUGUGUGUAUGUAUAUAUAUUUAUGUAUAUAUAUAUAUGUAUGUAUGUAUGUAUGUAUAUAUAUAUGUGUGUGUGUAUAUAUAUAUAUAUUAAUAAAAAAAAUAUAAACCCUAUUUUUCCGUGUAGUAGAAGACAACCCCUAUUUUUUUAUUCCAAAAUUAAGAAAUAAAUAUUUUAAAUAUCAAGGUGACUUCUGAGGAGAACAACACAUGUCUGAUUCUAGUGCCUCCCCUGUGCUUUGGUAGUCUGUGAAGUUGAUGGCUCUAGAGUGCAUGCUGGGAGACUACAGCACCCACAAUACAUCAGGUGGUGUGAGGGCAUGCUGGGACAUCACAGCAGUAUUCAGUCUGCUCUCUGAUCCCCAUUUCCUCCCCUUUUAAAUAUAAAUCAGAAAGCAAGACCUACCUGAGGUGGCGUAAACCUUAAUAUGUCUGCUCCUUUUAUGGUGUGGCAUGUCUCUGGAGCUCCCUUGAUGGUAAGUGCUGAUGUCUGCUGCAGCUCCCACACAUAUACAUAGAAACCUCUUCCUCCUUGCCACAGCAUUCAGAAGUGGAUCGGCAGGAGGGAAGCCAAGUAUGUGUGCGGGCCGUGGCACACGGAAAUGUGGCAGGUGCCAUCUUAAUUUGGGCCCAGCGCAUGAGUGUGUUUUUUUUUUUUUUUUUUAAACCCAUGCAGUGAUUGAUAGAGAGAGAGAUAAUCUCAAUAUCUGUCUAUAUCGAUACAAAAAAAAAUCAGCGCUCCCAGGUAAUUCACACAGAACUUGGAAAAGGUUACAAACUAGAGAGAGACAUCUACACUAAAUUUAGUAAAUGGCAAUUUUUUCUUUUCAAUAUUUUAAUAUGUGAAUAAACACCUCUCUCCCCAUUUUAGUUGGAAAUAAGUUUUAUUGUUUUACGUGCAUAUCAUGUUUAGCACACCUCUACUUCGAUCUUGAUGAAAGUUCAAAGUUUCAGAGUUAAAAGCAUAGCUAGGUUAGAGAAUUUUCAAGUUUGGCUAUUUUGACUUUGUUUUACAUUUACUUUGAAUUCUUACUUUAGUGAAUAACACUGUGUGAAAUAAAAGCUUCUGGCAUUAUGCAGUGUUUCAUGUGCUUUCAUUUCUCCACAGGAUAUUCUUCUGAUAAAUGUUGUAAUUGAGCAAAUGAUUUGUGAUACUGACCCAGAGCUUGGAGGAGCAGUUCAAUUAAUGGGACUUCUGCGAACAUUGAUAGACCCAGAGAACAUGUUAGCAACAGCUAAUGUAAGAUCCUGCACAUGGGUAAAAGCAGCUUUACUAUUUGCAGUCUUUCUUAAAUGUGGUUUUAUAUUAUAAAUAUACUUGUCGUUUUUUUUGGUUUUUUUUCCAUUUAUUUAUUUUUUAAACUAAAUUUUAGGUUGUUUUUUUGUUUUUGCCAGAAGUGUUUGAACAAUUUCAUUUCUGUUACAGAAAGCUGAAAAGAGUGAAUUUUUGAAUUUCUUCUACAACCAUUGUAUGCAUGUUCUCACGGCACCUCUCUUAGCAAACACUUCUGAGGAUAAGCUGGAGAAAGGUAAGACUCAAGACCCUGUUUGAAGUGUAUUGUAUUCCAUGUAAUGAUGUCAAAUUCCUUGAGAGAGAGGAUAAGUGAAGUCAGAUACAGAUCAUUGAUGUGACUUAAUCCUUCAGAGAAGGGCUUUAAUUCCAUUAAGACAACAUAAAAUGUUUUAAUUUUGGUAUGAACAGAGUUAAAUUCCUGAUCUCUAUUAAUUACAUCAAUACCUGUGGCCACCCUCUGUUCCGCUUGGGCCAUGCUUAAAUACCCAGACUGACAUAUGAACUUUCAAAUCACGAAAGCUGGACAGCUGAUUAUCUCUGAACCAAAACAUAUUCCGAGGUUCACUGUGACAGUGAGACCCAGAGGUCUAAAACAAGCCUUGUACUUUUAUUUUGGCAUCCCAUAAUUGUAAGAAAGAUGAUUCCCAGUGUGAGCUGGCUAUAUUGUGGAAAGAUAAUUAUCAGUUGCCAAAAAAGAGGUAAGUUAGUAUGGAUCUGCGAUAACAUGCACCUGACCAUGAACGGUGUUGGCUGCACCUCCCAAUGACUUGAACUCAAAAGCCAUAGCUUUAAUGGAUAUGAUUAUUAAUUUUUUGUUUUGCACUUGCUUAUUAGAUGCAGUUGUUGGAUCCACCAAGAGUAGCACAAUCUGCCCUGGUAAGAUUUUUGUAUUGGUUAAAUAGAGUAUUGCUGCACCCUUUUGGCCAUAUAUUUACAAGAAUGUGUGUACACUCCAGGCAGGUAUAUCAAGGAAAUCUUAAUUAUUUAGAUUUAAACUUCGAGAACUGGAAAGCUUAUAGAGGGAAUAGAAUGUCAGCAUCACAGUGCUUAUCGAAGUGUAAUGGAUUAUGCCACUGUUGGUUAAAGUCUGACUAGUAGCAUAUAAUGUUUUGUAUGAUUUUUAAGCUGACAUUGUGUAUUUUGUUUUCCAGAUAAUUAUCAAACUGCACAGUUGCUUGCCUUAAUAUUGGAAUUGCUCACGUUUUGUGUUGAACAUCACACAUACCAUAUUAAAAACUACAUAAUGAACAAGGAUCUACUUAGGAGAGUUUUAAUUCUGAUGAAUUCAAAGCAUACGUUUUUGGCUUUAUGUAAGUCCUUUAAAUGUUGUCUUUAUUCCUAUAAUUAGGAUUAGUCUUAAAUAUAUCACAGUAUGUCACCCUAACACACUUUCUAAUGCUCUCCAUAUUUUCCUUUGGUACCCCAAUGCACCUAUUGUCUGUGGCAAUUUCAUAGGCCCACUCCAUGUUAAUUUUUAGCUUUCUUCUCCUUUGCCUACCUUUCUGCAGUAUGAGUAUGGCUGCUCUAGUGGGAGAGAGCAUGCGAUGUGUAUUUUGGACAGUUGCUGCUUCAGGGCCCUUGAUCCUGCCAUGUGUCUAGAUUGUACCCAAUCACAACAUAAGUUUUGUGAAAAGUGGAGCUUGAUGGGCGUAUAUGUUUUUUCCCCUUUUUGUUUAAUUUAGAAUAUUAUGUAACAUCUCCCUGCAUCAGAGCAAGGAGGUAUGGCCUAACACAUAGCAUGCAGAGUCAAAACUCUUGGAUCCAGAUCUCGUUUCAAUUUUGCCAUAUUAUCAAGUCCUGCCCUUCUUAAGUAUUUCAUUUUUGUGUGUCAUUUAUUUUUCAUACUGUGCUUUUGUUACAUUUUACUUCAAUGCCUUUUCUGUGUUUACAGUACCAAUAACCAAUUACUUUCCCCAAAUAGGUGCAUUACGUUUCAUGAGGCGGAUAAUUGGCUUAAAAGAUGAAUUUUACAACCGCUAUAUCAUAAAGGGCAACCUUUUCGAGCCGGUUAUUAACGCACUUCUGGAUAAUGGAACCAGAUACAAUCUGUUAAACUCUGCAGUAAUUGAACUGUUCGAAUUUAUUAGAGUGGUAAGUAACCGUUUUAUCAUUCAAAUAAGUUAUCGUUUUUAAAUGAAUGCAAAUGGUUUUGAAAAUUCCUUUUAACCAGUAUAGUGGGAAUUUUUGUUGCACAACUUCUAGUUCAUAUUGUGUUCAUAUAUAACAUUCAAACAAAUAUACAUAUUCAAAAUUGUGUACACAUUGCAAUUAAUUGCAUCAUUAUGUAUUUUGUUUUUUUUCAGGAAGACAUAAAGUCUCUGACGUCACACAUAGUAGAUAACUUUUAUAAGGAACUUGAACCCAUUGAGUAUGUUCAGACUUUUAAAGGAUUGAAAACAAAGUAUGAGCAAGAGAAAGAUCGUCAAAACCAGAAAUUAAGCAGGUACAGAUUUAAGGGAUGUAGGAUGUCUGUUUGAUUUGUGUGUGUGUUUUUAUUGGGUAAAGUACUUACAUUGCAAUUUAACACAGUAAAUAAUAACAAUAUUUCAGUUUUAAGGAUGCCUGAAAAUAGAGACUUUAUUGAUAAAACUCCGGAUGUACACCUCACAUAUAUUACGAACAAAAUUAAUAUCAGGCAGACUGAACUGAGAGUUUGGGCUGCCUGAUUGGCUGUUGUUGAUGGGCUUGCUUACAGCUGUAGUUUAUUUUUAUUUAUUUUUCCUGAUUUGAUCUUUAUAUCAGUCGGCAGAUUAUGUGCUGACAACUUCCUUGCAAUUAUAUACCAUAAUAAAUGGGUAAUAGUGCACAGAUCACCUCUGUGUCGUUUUUAGGAAUCAGAUUUAAGUCAGAUGAGGACUUGCAUGUAAAAGUCUGCCAGACUCUCACUAACCUUGGGCAGCAUGAGGACGUCUGUCUAUCUGUAUAAAUGUAGUGCCCUCUCUCUUUAAGUAUGUAUAAUGCCGAACUGUUAUUUGGAAGGAUGGUCUCUGCACCUUCAAUCAUGCAAACCUGUGGUGCAUCCUUUUGUCCACUUCAAAGUAAAUGCAUACACAUGAGCUAACAUUUUUUGUGGGGAGGAUAUUAAUUGAGAAGACCCCUAUUUUGUGUAUACGUUUGUGUUUCUCACAACACCCCUUUCUGCCACCUACCCUCAUGACAAAUUAUCAAUUUUAUUUAAUUGGACAUCAUUUUUAAUGCACGUUUUUAACUCUAUAAUAGUUUAGUUUUCACUUCUGUUUAAUUUUGCUAGCUACUAUUACUCUAGUAAAAAAAAAAAAAGCAUGAAUUGCCACUGUGAUACUGAUCUAAUAUAGCUACUCCAAACAGACACCAGAGUAAAGAGCCAGCUUGAAUUGCCUUGGGGCUGAAGGAAAAAAAGAAAAUUGUCCAGUUCUAUUUUUAUUUUUCCUUUCAUUUUGUUCUACAGUAACUAAUAAAUGUUAAGUUUUACCGAAUACACACUUUAAGGGCUCCUGUUAACUAGGGACAAACUUUUGUACCCUGAGAAACUCCUGCUUUGGUUCGCUUAAGUAUUGCAAUAAAGCAUGUGUGCAUUUUGUAAAGGAUUUUAAAUGUGUGUGUGUGUGUGUGUGUGUGUGUGUAUAUUUAUAAAAUUUGACCAGUAACAUAAAGGUUAUGACUGGAAGACUACACUUCUGUGACAACUUAUUUGUGAAGGUGGUAUGUUUUAAUAAGUUCAAUAUAAUUUGUAUUGCAGUGUUCCAUCCAUAUUGCGCAGCAACAGAUUCCGUAGGGAUGCAAGAGCUUUAGAUGAAGACGAAGAGUUGUGGUUUAAUGAAGAUGAGGAGGAAGAAGGAGAAGCUGUUGUACCUCCUGUUGAAAAAUCAAAAGCAGAGGAUGACUUUCCUGACAGUUAUGAAAAAUUCAUGGAAACAAAAAAAGGUAUUCUUUGCUUCACUUGAAAAUCACAGCAAGCAUGUGCCAAGAAAGAUUGGAGGAGUCCGUGAUAGAUUUCACACUUGAGGUUGCAACAAAACUUUUUUGUAUUUGAAGACAUCAAAAAAAAAAUAAUCAAGAGUUAAGUGAACCCUUGCUGACAUGGCAAAUUUCCUCAAAUAAAUCUAAUUACCUUUUCAAAUUCCGCCAUUGUCCAACUUGUAAAUUCCUGUGCUGUUAGGGCUGUAGACAAUGUUUUUUUUUUUACUCUAAUAUAGUCAGAAUAUUAAUUCCAAUUCCAUACAGCGGCUUAGACCUGAGAAUGAGUGUAUCGUCUGAAUUUGCAUAAGUUGAACAGCAUACUAAUAUAUAUAUUUGAAGAGAGGGUGUGGAGGUUGUGUCGAGAACAAUGCCCUCUUGCUCACAGAUUUUAGGAUACAGUGGGUAUCGAGGGCUUAAAAAAAGGAAGAGAUGUGGAAUGUGUCAAUCUAAUUGAGUUUAUUUUUUAAUUAAGAAAGGUAGGGGUCCUCCCAGUGAUCAGUUAUCUUUAAGGACCUUGAACAUGUUGGCCGUAGUUUGAGAUGCAGUUUUGACAGGUCUGUCAUGAAGCUUGAUCUUAUAACAUGAAACCUCUAUGAAAAGCUGUAACAGUGAGGGAACACUCUAGGGGGACCAUAAGAAAUAUUAUUUAAUCAACAAUAGCUUAGAUCAUAUAUUUCUGUCACACUAGAAGGCACCAACAAAUCUCGCCAAAAUCCAGAUGGGUAAAGGAGAAGAUCAAUAGUCAAGACAAAAAGAGCAUUAGGUACAAAGGCACUGUUGCCUAUUCUAAGCUAGAAAUGUUGGUUUCCUUGUGUGUUGUGAAUUGCUAAAAGGAUAGUGACAGAAUAUACUUGGCUUAAUGAAGAAGUUCUGGUGUCUACAGCCUGUCCCAGCUGGCUUUUCAAAUUAAACUCUGCCCUCUCAGAGAAAAAGGCAGUGGUUACAUUGCUACCUAGGAACAUCUGUAGGGGUAGUCGGUAGUCACUCAGACGGCCGCUAGAGGUGCUUUCUAUGUCAGUGUUUCAAACUGUGCAGCACCUACACUCUGCAUGGAGACGCUGAACGUUUCCCAUAGAGAUGCAUUAUUUCAAUGCAUCUCAGAGGAUGCUGAUUAGUGCGGUGUUUUAAAACACAUGCACAGCUUCCCAAUGCCUUCCUAUGAGAGCAUUUGAUUGGCUGAGAACAAGCGGCCACAGCGAGAUCGGCGAGGGGAAAAGGUGGGUAAAUUAUUUUUUUUAUGCGAUCUGAGGUUAGCAUUCACCUAAACAGUUUAAUACUAUAAUGUUAGGAAUAAGUUUGUGUGUUUACCAACCUUACUGGUUCAUCAACAGCCUAUAAAUGGUGUAACAUUAGGUUUUCAUGUCUUUAGGUGUGGAUUUUUAAAUAACCAUGUGCAUUUUGCAUUAUAUUUACUUUAUUCCUUUGUGUUUAUCAAAGACAUUGAGUGUUUUCCAUGAUCUUUUAUAUACACUGUUCAGGCUAGUAAUGUUAAUAAUAAACAUUGACUUGAUGUGCUUAUCAGUUGCAGUGUCUUGACGUAUAUUGACUCCACCUUAAACAGAAUAUGUGUGCAUCUCCAUUGCUUUGGCAAUCUGUAUUACAUGAGAAGUUAAAUCACAUCUGUUUGAUUUAUUACUUUAGCUAAAGAGAGCGAAGAUAAGGAGAAUCUUCCAAAGAGGACUGCUGUUGGAGGAUUCAAAUUCACAUUUUCUCACUCUGCCAGUGCAGCUAACGGUGCAAAUAGUGCAAAUAGCAAAUCUGUGGCAGCUCAAACACCACCAGCAGGGUCGAACGGCUCUUCCUCGAAAAAUACAAACUUGGCAACCACAGUAACAGCCACCAAGGUGAGAUACAUUGCUUAUCCAUGUUCUACAGUUCCAGAUUAAUUUGCUGAAUAUGUUUUGAACACAGCUUAGAAUUUCCACUUACUUUUUUGCCAUUCUUGAGUGUAAAUUGAGCCCUGGCAAGUUGGCCCUGGGUAAAGUUGUAGUGCAUGCCAGAGCAGGUACUGAAAUCUCAUGGAGCCUCCAGCUAUUACUUAUAAGCGCAGAUCAGUGACAUAGAAUGCAUUGGUCUUUGAUGUUGCAUUAUGGCACCGUUUCUCACUACCGUGCAAACUACUCAAGACCCAAGCUAGCUAAAACACACAUGCCCCACUAAAGAAAAGUUUCAUAAUAGCAAAAUGUAAGAGGAGGAGAGAGGAUCUGUGACAAAUGGUAGGGAAUUUUCUAGUAACUGAACUUUUAGCCUAAAAAAACAAAAUUCAUUGCGAAAGACACAUUCUUGUUGUUUGUUCCAUUUUAAAGUAAAAAAAUAACUUUAAUGUUGAUAUUAAAAUGACUGUUUUGUUAGCAGGGAAGUCUAAUUGGCUUAGUGGAUUACCCUGAUGAUGAAGAGGAAGAGGAAGAAGAGGAUACAUCCCCACGAAAAAGACCACGUCUUGGAUCAUAAAGAUACUGACACUCAUUAGUUGUGCAUUUUUUAAUGAUGCAAACUGAUGUUGGAGCAUAGUGAGUCUGAAAGCUUUCUCCCUUGAAUACAUAAUGGAAGUAGCCAAACUCCACUAAAAGGGUAUAAAUGCCAAGCUUUCAUCGAAGCCCUUCUAGUGUUCAAGAAGCCUUGUAGGCUUUCAAACUGAUGGGUUAGCUAUGAAAACCUAGAUGACUGCUUCAAUGCAAUCUGCAUCUUGUGUAUAGGAUGGGCACAGAAUGGAAUUUAAAAAGACCAUUUUUAUGUUGGAGGGUUGCCCCAGGAUGUAUGUCAACUAGAACAAUAAAAAGAUGCUUUCAGUUGCACACCCAGUAAUCUUAAUUUUGUAAUGGUGCUGGCCAUAGUGUUUUAUCAAUUGCCUAUUUUAUAAAACCAAUUGAAGGGAAACUAAAUCUGUUAUUAAAGAAAAAAAUGAAAAUAAAACCUCGGGACCAUUCUUUGUAAAUUGCUUUACUGUCUACUCUAGUAGGGAAUGGGAGGGGGGCACAUCGUCAUAGUGCAUGUUACGUUUAAAAAGAGCGGUAACUUUUGUGUGUAUUCUAAUAAAACCUGAAGUCAAAAUGGACAGUUGUAAUAAUAAGCAGCCGGUCCCUCUAUACUGCACUUCCAGAAAUACUGAUGCCAAGGAUCAGUAACUUCCAUAAUUUUGUUUGGAAUCUGCCCAGUGACCUCUUUACCAGUGCCUCAAUCUCUUGCAGUGUUAAAUAUUGUGUUGCGUAUAUGAACAACUGUUUUGUCAUUGCAAUCAGUUUCCUGGUUUGACAAUGUCAUCCAUGCUACGGUAUGAUGAAGUUAUAUUUAAUUUUUCAGAUUUUAAACAAUCGCUACAAAAAAAACUAUACCAAAAGGGUUUUAAACAUCCAGCAACAGAUGCGAACUAAUAAAUUAGCUGACAUCUAGCAGGAAAUGUGUUUCUGGCUAAUAAUAUAUCCGUGGAAGACUGAAAUAUGCUGCAUAUAUCUUCAGUAGGGGUUGCAAUGUGAAGGCUGUUCAGAUGAAAUAAUUUUUUUUAGGUAGUAACUCAUUUUACAUUCCAUGGAUAUAAUUGACAUUCAAAACAAACAUAUAAAAGAGAAAUGGAACCGUGGAACAUAAUUGGUUUGAAUUUGGGUCAAGCGGCACAUGCACUGUAAUUGUAAUACCCAUAUAUGGUCUGAAAUAAUGAUGAAAUGCUACCCAAUAAUCCAAUCUAGAAAUGCAAAACAACCUACAAUCUCUGCACCGAUUGCCCAGUAAUGCUUUGGGUCCAUUUCUCCUGGAAAUAAUUUAAAACCGUUACCUGAUUUUUGUAGUUCAUUUUAAUUUUAGUGUUUUUGUUUUUUUUGGAAAUAUAUGGGCUGUUUGUGUAGAUAUGAAAUAUAGGUUUUUUGUUUUUUUUCUCCGUAAGAACAGAAGUUUAUUUUGUAUUAAAUACCACUGUACUUGUUUUACACCAUUUGUAUACAUGUGGUGAUAUUAAUGCUAAACUGUAAAUUCAGGAAUUAAAACGUGACCCUGUAAUUCCAUAAAGUUUGGUUCUGUUUGGUUUGUUGCAUAGAUCUGUUAAGUUUAAUGUGGCA
Pelobates cultripes (western spadefoot toad) is the source of this 25575-nucleotide messenger RNA. The record is from the annotation of a GenBank genome assembly. NCBI's taxonomy places the organism in Eukaryota, Metazoa, Chordata, Amphibia, Anura, Pelobatidae.